Messenger RNA from Syngnathoides biaculeatus (alligator pipefish), 3617 nucleotides. Its product is annotated as oligophrenin-1-like. The transcript has 24 exons. Gene Ontology annotation, molecular function: GTPase activator activity; protein binding. Bases 433 to 2757 code for a protein of 774 amino acids. The record is from RefSeq and is a predicted model, not a curated record. Gene Ontology annotation, cellular component: cytoplasm. Gene Ontology annotation, biological process: signal transduction. NCBI's taxonomy places the organism in Eukaryota, Metazoa, Chordata, Actinopteri, Syngnathiformes, Syngnathidae.
AAGGCCAGCGGGAUGCCAAAUGAGACCCGGGAAAAAGACGCCACGUUUGGGAAUGGGACGCGGCCGAAUAAAGAAGUAGCCGCUCAGCCGAUAGCGACUCCGCCACUCAGUUGCCAAAGUGGAGUUGCGAGUUCGCAACCGCCGCGAAAAGGAAAAAGGGGCCGACAGCGGACGCAGACGCGAGACCGCCUGGUCCCCCGCUCACUCGGCUCGGCCUUUUUUGUCGUCCUCUGCUCGGGGGCUGUUGUGGGCGAAGCUAACACGGGCAACAACAUGGCCGCUCGGGCUGCGCCACAAGAAGACUUCGCCAGCUGAGAUCUGCGCGCAAAACCCAGCAAGCGACAAAGAGACUAGCACGACUCGCUGGCCGACAGACACCACGCGGCAGCUUUGAAUCACUUCCCCCGUGUUCGUUUGCUAGCUUGCGGCGAGAUGGGACAUCCUCCGCUGGAGUUCAGCGACUGCUACUCGGACAGCCCCGACUUCAGGGAGACGCUCAAGUGCUACGAGCUGGAGCUGGACAGGACCAGCAAAUUCCUCAAGGAGCUCAUCAAAGACGGCAACAGUGUCAUCAACGCCAUCAAGGGUUAUUCGGUGGCCGUGCAAAAGUUCUCCCAGACGCUGAGCGUCUUCCAGUUCGACUUCAUUGGUGACUCCCUGACGGACGACGAAAUUAACAUUGCUCAGUCGUUCCAGGAGUUUGCGGGCCUCUUGCAGGAAGCCGAGCACGACAGGAUGAUGCUGGUUCAGAAUGCGUCCGAUCUGCUCAUCAGGCCUCUGGAGACGUUCAGAAAGGAGCAAAUCGGAUUAACCAAAGAAAAGAGGAAGAAAUUCGAGAAGGAGGCCGAGAAAUAUUACUCGCAGCUGGACAAGCACCUGAAUCUUUCUGCCAAGAAGAAGGAGAGCCAGCUGCAAGAGGCCGACGAGGUCUUGUGUAAAGAGCGGGUCAACUUCUACGAGUCCUCGGUGGAGUACGUCUACCAGAUCCAUCAGGUCCAAGACAGGAAGAAGUUUGACGUGGUGGAACCCGUGUUGGCGUUUCUCCACAGCAUUUUGACCCUGAACAAUCUCACGGUGGAGAUGACGCAGGACUUCAUGCCCUACAAGCAGGAACUGCAGCUCAGCCUGCAGAACACGAGGAAUCACUACGAGAGCACCCGUGAGGAGAUGGAGGACCUGAUGAAGCGGAUGAAGGCCUCGUCCCAGAUCAGCAAACGGCCCAGCUGGCUGCCCACGGAGGGCUACCUCUACUGCCAGGAGAAAUGGGCCCUGGGGGUGACGUGGGUCAAGUAUUACUGCAAGUAUCACACAGAAGGCAGGCUGCUGCUGAUGGUUCCCUGCGAACAGAAACCCACCACCAAGCAGGGGCCCACGCAGCUGACCCUGAAGUCCUGCGUCCGCCGCCGGACCGACUCCAUAGACAAGCGCUUUUGUUUCGACGUGGAGGUCACCGAGAGGAACGCGCCCGUCACGUUCCAAGCGCUUUCGGAGGGGGACAGGAAGUUGUGGAUGGAGGCCAUGGACGGAAAAGAUCCGAUCUAUCACUCCCCGAUUCACAAGCAAGCAGAAAUGGAACUCAACGAAAUGGGCUUCAAGUUUGUGCGCAUGUGCAUCAACUAUGUCGAAGAAAAAGGACUCACGCAGGAGGGCGUGUACCGGACGGUCGGCAGCAACGUGGAAGUGCAGAAGCUUCUCAACGGCUUCUUUGAUCCCGGCACCUCGGCGGACGUGGACCUGCGUGCCGGCGACUGGGACGUCAAAACCAUCACCAGCGCGAUGAAGUUUUAUCUGAGAAGUCUGUCGGAACCUCUGAUGACCUACGAUCUGCACCGGGACCUCAUGCUGGCUGCAAAAUCGGACAGUCUGGACUUCCGGCUGAACGAGAUUCACUCGCUGGUCUACAAACUACCCGAGAGAAAUCGGGAGAUGCUGGAGAUGCUCCUUAAGCACCUGACGACCGUGUGCAGCCGCAGCCGAGAAAACCUCAUGACGCCGUCCACCAUGGCCGUCAUCUACGGGCCCACCCUGAUGCGGGCCAAGGAGGAGACGGUGGCCGCCAUGCUGGAAAUCAAAUUCCAAAAUAUCGUCGUGGAGAUUCUGAUCGAGGACUACAAAAAGAUUUUCAGCCGCGAGCCGGAGGACGGCGAGGCCCCGCCCGUCCCUGCGCCGCGCGUCGCCCCAAGGAAGCGGCAGCCCAUCACCAUCUCCAAGCGGCCGCCUCGUCUCAUGAGUCACGAGCCUUUCGUCCAUCGACGGCACACCGAGAAUGGAGCCGGCGGCGACUCGGCGGCGGACGGCGACGUGUCGGCGGGCCCCGUCCCCCUGCAGAGGACCAAAUCUUCCAACUGUCCUCCGCUCGUCCCUCGCAAGCAAGCGCCGGCGCCGAACAGGGCGGCCAACUUCGACGCCGGCAAGGCGGAACGGCCGGAUCGCUCGCCCGACGGCGAGUGCGGAACCUCCGUCGGCCGAGCGGCGUCAUUCCGGGGCCGACGGCCUCCUCUGAAAGGAGACUGCGACGGACCGAGCAGGGCGGGCCGGACGCCGCCCAUUUGCAGACCGCCGGUCAGGCCUCCCGACCCACCGUCCAGGCAGCCGACUCUCAAGGUCCAGAGUGGCGGCGGCGGCGACGCGUCCGCUGCAUCCUACGUUGCCUCAAAGGCGAAGUUUUUCGAGCGUGCCUCAAGAAAUGUCGGCAGUUCGGCAGCUUUGCAGCCACCAUCGGCGGCGCCAAAUGAGAAAAAAGAGAGUUCGAGCUGAGCAGUCGAAGUUGUCGGUGCCAGCGAGCGCCAAGACCGGCGGGCGGGCGACGGGACGCGUUCGAGGCGGCGCGGCCGCAAAGUCGCUUUGAAAUGUGCGCCAAGUUUUUUUUUUUUUUUUUUUUUCUUCCUUCCUGUUCCUGUCCGAUCCGUUGUCAAAAUUGACCUCGCGUGUCCUUUGGUACUGGCCGCGUCACGGGAUUAGUUUGAAAUUGUCAAAUUCAUUUUUUUUUUUUUUGCCCCAGUCGAACGGCGCCGACAAGGUCGAGCGCGUUUCUUCCUUUUCAGUUCUGCGGUUCUUGUGCUCAUAAAUCAGCUGUAAUGAAAAGUAUGAAUAUGUUCUGUUGUUGCGGGUUUGCACUUCCAAAACCUUUUCAGCUCAUUUUGGUACAAAGUGUGAGAUGAGCACCGCAUUUAUUUGCCGUCUUUUGUUUUCAAUUGCAGUUGCGAAAAAUCUCAAAAAGAACUUUUUGGCCCGCCCGUAUUUGUGUUGCAGAUUUUGAAUGUUGAAGCUUUCACGUGCGUCAAAUCUUGAAACGAUUGAAACUUUGUACAUUCCUUGACGUUAUUGGAACCGUUAAAAGGAAGUAAGAAGCUGCCAAAAUAAUCCCCCCCCCCCCCAAAAAAAAAAACCAAGCACCUAAGGUGUUAAAAUUAGCACUUUUUUUUUUUUUUUUUUUGGGAUGAGUUUUGCAUCAACAGAUUGUCCCAAGAGUCGAUAGGCGGCCAGCCGCCAAUGUGACGCCAAACAGCUUGACUCCUAACAAGUUUGUUUUUCUCCAGUAUUUUGUACACCGUGUAAUUGUUGUUGAGCUGGUGUGUAAAAAUGGAUCAAAAAAAAAAAAAACUUGUUGACCUGAA